AUGAAGAACCCUCCGUUUCUUCCAAUUGGAAGCAUAAUCCACGAUAGAGAUACAGAUGAGUCCUUUGAGAUAACUGCAAUGAUAGGGCGUGGGGGCUUUGCCCAGUGCUUUUCAGUGCGCAAUUUGAAGACGCACUUGGAUUUUGCAGCCAAAAUAAUUAAGAAAUCAGAGCUGGUGCGGGCAAAGAACAAGCAGAAGUUGCUUUCAGAGAUAAAAAUUCACUUGUCUGUGAACCACAAGAACAUAGUGAAGCUCUUCACAUAUUUUGAAGAUAAAGAUUUUGUAUUUCUGAUUAUGGAAAUAUGCCGCAAUAAAAGCAUGAUGGACCUUCUGAAAAGAAAUAAGUUAAUAGAGGAAAAAUAUGUAAGAAUAUUUCUUCUCCAGAUUAUUUCAGCUCUAGACUAUUUGCAUCGGGAGUGCUCGGUGGUGCAUAGAGACAUGAAGCUUGCCAAUUUAUUUCUAGAUGACGGAUUCAACAUAAAAGUAGGCGACUUUGGGUUGGCUGCUGUGAUUGACAGAGAGGAAAGAAAGAAAACAAUAUGUGGAACGCCCAACUACAUAGCACCUGAGGUGCUGUUUGGGUCUGAGGGCGGGCACUCCUUUGAGGUUGACAUUUGGUCUGUUGGCGUGGUGGUGUACACCAUGAUAGUUGGAAAGCCGCCAUUUCAGAAAAGCAAUGUGAAGGAGAUAUACAAGUCAAUAAAAACAAAUAGCUACACAUACCCAGAAGACUGCAAGAUAUCCAAAGAGGCAAAAGAGCUGAUUUCGGGCCUGCUGGAGCUAGAUCCGCGGAAGAGAUACACGCUAGAGCAGAUAUACACCUCAGACUUCAUCUGCGCAGGCGCAAACAACUCCGCAGGAAAGGCGAAGAUUCCAUUUUCAAGCGAGCACAGGUCGGAAGAGCCGCCUGCAAAAAGCCCAAAACAGAUAUCUCUUGAGUCGCAUCCAGCUGCAGCUCAAAGUGCCCCUCCUCUAGGCGCUUCGUCUACUAUGCCAGAGAGGCACGGUGGCCUCACAAAAACAGGAAACACAAUAGGCAGAACAAAUCCUGCAAGCACGGUUCUGCGCGCACCUCCUAUCAAAAUGGGGCUUUUGUCGUCCGUGCACAUGACAAUUCUCACCCUGCUAGAUGCGUAUAGAAGCGCAGAAAUUCCAAUAAGCCAAGAGUGCAAGGAUGACUUUGUCAUACACACAGUGGACUAUACGGAUAAGUAUGGGCUGGGAUAUAUUCUGACCUCUGGAACAGUGGGAAUUCUGUUCAAUGACUGUACCUCAUUGGUUCUAAGAAAGGACGCAGUGAAUCUUGUAAGAAGAAGAGUGCCAAACUACGAAUUUGAGUACUUUGAGCAUAAGGUGUAUGGAACGCAGAAGAUAAUCACAAAAGAGAAGUACACAGCUGAAGCAGCAGACAGCAAGCUUGAUAAAAAAAUACUGCUAGUGGGGCACUUCGUGCAUGGCCUAUUCAAAAAGUCUCCAGCCAUAGAGGGCAGGCUUCUUGACCAGUCUACAUUUGUCAUUAAGCAUGUGAACUUUGCAAGAGGGCCUGUUCUGAGGCUGAGUAAUCGGGUCAUUGUAUUUAUAGUAGAUGGAAGUGUUCUUGUGUUCCACAGCGAAGGAAAGGGCAUAUACUACGGAGGAAGGGGAUAUAUAGAAAGAGAUGUGCUAGAGUACUGCAGAGAGGUUCUGACCAUACUCCUCAAGAAAUAA
Molecule: messenger RNA, 1707 nt
Organism: Nematocida ausubeli
Lineage: Eukaryota; Fungi; Microsporidia
Exons: 1
Coding region: 1-1707 (568 amino acids)
Biological process (GO): protein phosphorylation; mitotic cell cycle; regulation of cytokinesis
Cellular component (GO): nucleus; spindle pole; cytoplasm
Molecular function (GO): ATP binding; protein binding; protein kinase activity
Source: RefSeq, a predicted model, not a curated record